AUGGCGGCUAUCUUACAAAUAUUAGGAGAAGUGACGCACAAAGACAAACUCCGCGAGGUCGACUCUGGUUCACCCAUACGCUUUUCGAGUUCGUCGGCGAGUCCUGUACCACUGUCUUCAGGGCAGAAUGAUGACCUACAAGGAAUGAGCCGAUCUUCAAGGGCAAUAGUACAUGGAUCUUGUUUAGUGAAAGGUGCCCCAUCUUGCGACAAAGCGAAGGCUAAAUUUGACGAACUCGGGAGGUACUUUCCGAGUGAUUUGCCGUAUAUCAUCACAUACGAGAAUGGAUCUCUGGAAGCCAUAUGUCAGGAAUGUAGUCGCAGAUUAAAAAUCGAGGGUUCUGCACUUGGUGGUAUUAUAAAACACGCGACCGGCACUCCACAUGGUUUCAACGUCAAACAAAGACUAGAUUCAAACAAUUUGGAGGAGACAUUAACCUCCAAAGUUAUGACUCGAAGGAAGGCUAUGGAAAUUCAAUCUGAGCCAAAUCCCUUUAGAGAAGUCCCAACCCGGCGGAGAUAUGAGAACAUAGAGCCAUGGGAAUUUUCGUCUAUUGAAGUUGAUCCUGCUAGACCUGUCGAUCAUUCUGAACCUGAGCCAAGAAAAUCGAAACGUCAAAAAGUAGCAGCUGCGUUCCUCGCUGAAACCGAUACAAGUGAUCUUCAAGUCAGUACAGGCUUGAAGAAUCCUGUAGAACCUAUUGUCGCAGAUAUAUCUGAAAGACUUACGGACAUAAAUCACCAAUUCGAUCAAAAAAUAAAGAAACAACGAGAUCAGACAUUGCUUUUCAAUGCGGACCUAAUCGGGCUGAGAAAUUUCCAUGGCAAGAGGCUAGACACCCUAGAACAAAUUUCGGAGAAGCAAAAACACGAACUCAAAGUAUGCAAUGAAAAUUUCAGGGAAUCGAAAGCACAAACUGAUGCCUCUUUACAAAAAGACAAGAUCAGCUUGGCGAAUAUUGAGAGUGAACUUGAGGAGCAAAAAGGAUGCAUCAACAAUACAAUCAACCUUGUGUCGGAUACGAAAUGUAAAGUGGAUGGUCAGAAGAAAGUCAUGGAUAAUCUGGCUGACCUCUUUCCCGAUUUGAAGAGCGAGCUGAAGGAGCAGAAGCAAUUCGUCAACAGUCUGGCUUCAAAGUUGGAAAGUGGCCUAAAGGGACAAAAGGAAACCACCACGAAUUUGGCUGAGUUGAUGGACAAUAGGCUGACUGGACAAAAGCGAAAGGUUGACCACCUGAUGACACAAUUGAAGAACUUGGGUGACAGCAGAGAAUCCGAAGACUUAUUACGGUUGCACACCGAGAACGAGCUCCAAACCCACCAGAAGCAGAUUGAGAAAGUGGAGAAUUCUAUUGAAGAAAUCAACAAAGGAUUGGAUCGAGUUGUUGGCCGUACUGUAGAAAAGUGCAACAGAUUGGAGGAGAUGGUUAAGGAAGUCGACAAGAGGCACUCAUCUCAACGCGACUCAUUCUUAGAAGCGCUUGAAACAAAGAUAUCCUGUACUUCUCAAGCCUCCAUUGAUCGAAUUAUAGACUUUCUAGCUGUGGAGCCCCAGUUGCAGCGUUGCAAACAAUACGCCGAGCUCCUUGAAAAGCAAGCAGUCGAUUUUCGACCCUAUAUGGGCCGGAUUGUUCUAUUGGAAGAUAAAAUUUCUGAUUUCAGGACCUUCAAAGACAAACUUGACAGUUUGGAAACGUGUACCCGUGGCUUUCAAAAGUGGUUGGAUGAAAUGGCUUGUGAGUCAGCAGAGUACCGGUUGCAACAAGACCAUUUAAGCACUGGGUUUCUUGAGAGACAAGCGCUAGAAUCUCAGAAUUUCAUGGAGCGAAUUGUGAACUUGGAAAAGAAUACAACAGAUAUAACGCGUCUAGUGGAAGAAAACAAAGUGUCUGGAGAACCUAUGCGAAAAUUUAUGUUAAAUUUUCGGUCUACAUCCGAUCAAAUCACCCAGUUGAGAAAAGAAGUCCAGAGUUAUGACAGCAAGCUCGGGGCGGUAUCUAUGGCUUUAGACAAUCGCCAGUUACAACAAUUGAAAGAGCAUACAGAGCUCAUCGAAGAGAAAAUGUCCCACACUCAAACAGAUUUCAAUAAUAUGGUCACAAAAUUUAUGGCAGAGUUGUCAGAUUUCGCUGUUCAAGCAGCCAGAUCUGAGAUGAUUGAGAAAAUCGGAUCAAGGGAUCAUCAAAUUGAUGAUCUGGUACAAUCUAUCAGACCGAUAAUGCUUCGUCUAGCAGGCUUGGAGAGCACUGAGAAGCAGUCUGAUGAAAUGGUAAUGGUGCGUCUGGCAGCUCUGGAGAAGAAUGAGAAACAGUCUGAUAACAUGACGAUGAUACGGCUGGCAGCGUUAGAGGAAAAGAACGAGAGGCACGUUUCUAGGAUCUUGGAGUUAGAGCGAGGAAAUGAGAGCUUGCAAAGAGAAGUAAUGAAGUUACAGCAGCCUGUUGUGGAGUAA
Messenger RNA from Botrytis deweyae, 2451 nucleotides. RefSeq lists its product as uncharacterized. The record is from RefSeq and is a predicted model, not a curated record. The coding region runs from base 1 to 2451 and encodes 816 amino acids. Lineage: Eukaryota; Fungi; Ascomycota; Leotiomycetes; Helotiales; Sclerotiniaceae. The transcript has 3 exons.